Molecule: messenger RNA, 417 nt
Organism: Striga asiatica
Lineage: Eukaryota; Viridiplantae; Streptophyta; Magnoliopsida; Lamiales; Orobanchaceae
Source: the annotation of a GenBank genome assembly
AUGUCCCUGAAGAUCAGUGUCGAGAUAUUCGGUUCCGUGAUGGCAGAAUUUGGCUUCAUUGGAGAUGAAAGUCCCGAGUUUAUGCUUCAAUUCAGGUCCGUGGAAACAGCGGAUCCAACGGCGGAGGGGAUGAAUAGGAGGAGGGAGACGACAAUGGUGGGGGACCCUUGGCUCAUCGCCAUUGAGGAUCUAUUUGACGCGGUUCUCGAGGCUAAGGAGGAGGUCGAGGUUGCGGUGGCCGAUGUCUGCGUCAAUGGCGACGACAAAGAAGCCGAGGCGCGCGAGGGAGAGGCCAAUUUGGGCAGUGGUGCUGGUCUUGCCGCCUUUGCCGGAGGUGAUGAACUCGACGCGGGGGGGUCUCGUCGGAGAGCUGCAGCUUACAAUUGUGCUGGAGGGCUCGGAUGGGGCGGCGGCUAG